Messenger RNA from Rubroshorea leprosula, 895 nucleotides. NCBI's taxonomy places the organism in Eukaryota, Viridiplantae, Streptophyta, Magnoliopsida, Malvales, Dipterocarpaceae. The record is from the annotation of a GenBank genome assembly.
ACCAGUGUUUUGUAGUUUCUUUCUCCUUCCUAAACCUCUUUUUCUUUCUUUCUUGCCUAAUUUACCUUUCUCUGCAUUUUCUUUCCAUCAUCUAUCAAAAUCCUAAAAAAAAUUACGAAACCCUAAAACCAAAUUGUUCUUAGAUUUCACUUUAUUUCAUCUCUACAUGGCUAAUGCUGCUUGGGUAUGCGAUUUGAAUUCUGGAGACCAAUCUGAGGAUAGGUGCACAAUUGUGGAUGAUUCCAUGGUGGACAAGCGAUUCAGGGAUGGUGACAGCCAACUGGUAGAUGGCUUAUGCAUUGUCACUGGUGAGGUGACUUCAGAGUUUCCAGGCCUGCUAAUCAAAACUCGGGCUGUUUGGAAGAACUUUCUGGAGGUGAAUAGAGAGGAUCCCUGUUAGAGCACUGGAUUUAGAUGUUCUGGCUAUUAUCUCAGAUGACGAAGUGACGCUAGUUCUGCAGAUCAAGGGGAAAGCAUUUCUAGCUAAGAGGCCAAACCAAUGUAGUGUUCCGACGGGUGGUAAGCAGUUAAGAGGUAGGAUUGGCCUCAACUUAACUGUUAAUGUUGAGAAAUGCUUGCUUCUAAGUGGAAUACAUAUUAUGUGAGUUUGGUCAUUUCACUGUUCUAUUGAGGAUGGGUUUUCAAUAUGUAUUAUGAGUUGAUGAUACUUUGUCACUAAGGAGGGCUGACAGGAUCAAGAUCGUGUGUGCUUGGAUUUAUCAUAUCUGUGGUUAGUUAUGGUGGUAAUUGGGAAGAGGAAUAUACAGUGAAAUUAUUAAGAAUGUCUGAUGAGGGUACACUGAAAGGGCUUGUUUUUGCUUGUUUUUGCUUGGACCUAGUUGCUACACAAGUUGAAAGGGGUGGUGGUUCCCUGAAAUUAACAACCAAGGAGAUA